Molecule: messenger RNA, 1997 nt
Organism: Brassica rapa (field mustard)
Lineage: Eukaryota; Viridiplantae; Streptophyta; Magnoliopsida; Brassicales; Brassicaceae
Product: RING-H2 finger protein ATL30
Source: RefSeq, a predicted model, not a curated record
UUUAAUAAUUAACUUGAUAACAAUACAUGAGAAACUGAAUUCGUAAAUAAUAUUAUAGAUAUUUGCAAGAAAAGACAAACAAUUGUUUUUUUUUUGAAAAAAAAAGACAAACAAUUGUUAGUAUUUUAAAUUCAGGAAAGUAUCUGAAACGAAUCAUGUUGUAGCCAAAAAAUUACUACUAAAAUAACAAUUUUUCCAUCGAUUAUUAGUAGUAAUAUUCAACUCAUAAUCUCUGAACGGAACCAUUUUUUUCUAUUCAAACACCGAAUAAUAUGAGAAGUUAGCCAUAACAAUGAUUUUCUUAUGUUUGCCGAAUCUGUACUUGUCGUAGAAUGUGUUUAUAUAUAAAGUAAACAAAAUUUACAGUUGUUUUUUAAAAAAAGGGGAGAAAGGUAUUUUAGAAUACCUUAUUUGGGUGAAGUAAGUUAAUGGUCGGGAGUGACUCUCUCUCUCUCUUUACGAGAGAAGGUCUAUUACAUAGUGCAAACACUAUUGGGCGCAAACUAUUCGAACUCGAACGUGUUGAUGCAAGCUCACUGCCACUUGCUCGCUGCACCACCGAGCCACUCGAAUAGCUGCGGUUAUGUUAUCACCUCACUCUUAUUUAAGCUUUCAUUUCUUGCGUUUCAUCUUAAGUACGUACGCUAGUAGUUAUUGUGCAUGCGUCUUAAUAUGUUGUUCAUCAAUUAUUUUAAACUUCUAAAAUGCUGAUAAAAUAAUUACUUGAGCUUUAAGCAAACCUUUUCCACUUUUUAGUAUAUAGACUUAAGUAGAUGAGGUGGUUUAAUCACCAAGACAAUGUAACUAAAGACUCGUUCAAUGCAAGUUAAACCAAUCAAACACACACAACUAACAAAACUCAUUUCUAAAUUAAGUAAACACACCCUGAACGCACUCACCAUACACAAAAACUCAACACACUCACCAUAUUCCUUCAAAACAAAAACCAAAAACAAAAUAUAAAUCAAGAAACCAAAAAGAAAACAUUCCAGUUAUUGAAUCGGAGAUAAGCAAUCUCCGACACUCUUUCCUUCAAUGCCGAUAACGAAACCGCUCGGAUCAAACACAACUCUUCGAUCUCAGCCACCACAACAGUACAGUAAACCGCCACUCUUUGUAAUCCUAACCGUGAUCCUCCUCGUCGUCUUCUUCAUCGGUUUCUGCGCUCUCUAUUUCUGCAAGUGUUUCUUCCACACUGUCUCACAUGCCUGGGAUCGCCGUUACGGCAACAGAUCACCCGGAAAUCAAAUCCAAUCACAACAAGAAAACGCCAGCCAACCACCGGUUAACCCCGGUUUAGAGCCGCGUAUCAUCCAGUCCUUCCCAUUGUUUCCAUUCUCCUCGGUGAAAGAUCUUAGAGAAGACAACCAAGGACUCGAAUGCGCGAUUUGUCUUCUCGAGUUCGAAGAAGAACACAUCCUCCUACGGCUUCUAACAACAUGCUACCAUGUUUUUCAUCAAGAAUGCAUCGACAGAUGGCUUGAUUCCAACAAAACAUGCCCUGUUUGUCGCAGAAAUUUAGAUCCAAACGCUCCUGAAAACAUCAAAGAGUUGAUCAUUGAAGUCAUACACGAAAACAGCAACGGGAACCACGAGCAACCUUCAACAUCAAACGAGGUUUCGUUGUCGAGGCAGAGCAGUAGUAGUGGUAUGACCGAGCCUUUACCGGAUAAGUUUUCGAGGUCGAAGACGACGGGUCAUUCGAUUGUGAGGAAUAAGCCGGAGGAAGAAGAUCGGUAUACUUUGAGAUUACCGGAUCAUGUUAAGAUAAAGGUUACGAGAAGACAUAAUAAUAACCAAACCGAGAGUUGUAUUUCGUUUGGUGAGCUUAUGAGAAACAGACAAGGCCGGUUUGGUGAACUCUCUGGUCAAUCACUUGUACCGGAAUCCCAAAGUUAAAAGAAGAUUUACAAUUUUUAUUGUAUUUUGUUAGUAGGAUACAAGAUAUCUUUGUCUAAUGAUGAUGACUGAAGAAUGAAACACGCUUAGAUUCACUA